Lactuca virosa is the source of this 1089-nucleotide messenger RNA. Lineage: Eukaryota; Viridiplantae; Streptophyta; Magnoliopsida; Asterales; Asteraceae. The record is from the annotation of a GenBank genome assembly.
AUGUUGUCUCACAACAUACCAUCAAAACAGGCUAACAAAGAUGAAAGUCAAAGCACGGGUGGUGGCGGUGGUGGUGGAAAUGGUGGGAAGAAAACAUCAUCGUUAAGGGCACCAGAACAAAACCUGAAGUGCCCAAGAUGUGAUUCACCCAACACGAAGUUCUGCUAUUACAACAACUAUAACCUCGCUCAGCCUAGACACUUUUGCAAGGCCUGUAGAAGAUACUGGACUAAAGGUGGGGCUCUUAGAAACGUUCCCAUAGGGGGCAGUUGUAGAAAGAACAAGAAGACAAAAUCUUGUUCCUCGAGGUUUUUUAUAGGGGAGCCUUCCUCCAAAGGCUCGUCUUCGGAUAUCGGAGGGAUGAAAUUUUAUGGUCUUUCUGCCAUGGAUUCCGGGAUAAACUUUCCUCCUAGAGUUACAACCACUAACCAUUUCUCUUCUUCGUAUGGCGACACAGUUAAUCCUUCCUUUGUAAAUCUUGAUCCAUUAGGGUUUAAUUUCGCGCUUUCAUCAUCUCACAUUACGAUGAAACAAGGACAUCAUCAUCAUCAACAACAACAACAGCAUAAUCAAAGUGGAGGAGGGUUAGCAAAUUUUCAUGAAACUAUGGGCACAACUAACAAUCUUCUUCAUAAUACUGGUCUUGCUUCUUCCAUAGAAUCUUUAAGUUCUAUAAACCAAGAUUUGCAUUGGAAGCUGCAGCAACAAAGACUGACUAUGUUGUUUGGUGGCGAUGGUGGUGGCGGCAGAGGUGGUGGCGGAGAGAACGGUCAGCAACAGCAGAGAAAACAAGGUUUUCUUGAACCACAUGCUCAGAAAUUACAACCCAUUUUGUUUCAGAACCUUGAGAUUUCAAAGGCAUCACAGUCUUCUAUAGAUGGUGAUUCGAGAAAAGACACUGGUCAUGGCAAUGGUGGUGGUGGUUUGGCGACGGAAUGGUUCUUUGACGACAGUUAUGCACCAGCUAAUGUGAAUCACGCAACUCCAACAGGUAGCAACAGCGCAGGGAAUGAUCAAAGUGGAAGCAUAAACAACUGGAAUGGAAUUGAAGAUUGGAAUACCUUGAAGCAGUACAGCUCAAUUCCAUAG